GGGCGGCGUCUCGCGAGGCCUUCAACCUUUCGCGAGAUUUCACCCGCUUCUGUCUUUUCCUCCUUCCCGUUCCCGAUUUUCUUCCCCUCCCCCUCAUCGCUGACCAAGUUCUGUUUCAGCCCGAGUCGCCUUGGUGUUGCCGCGGAGAUUUUUCCCUUCUGCUGCCGCCCUUGUCGCCGCCCCGACCCCUUCCUGCCGCCCUGCUCCUAACCCCACACAAGAUGUCAGAAGAUCUAGCAAAGCAGUUGGCAAGCUACAAAGCUCAACUCCAACAAGUUGAAGCUGCACUGUCCGGAAAUGGAGAAAAUGAAGAUUUGCUGAAAUUAAAGAAAGAUUUGCAAGAAGUUAUAGAACUAACCAAAGACCUUCUGUCAACUCAGCCUUCUGAAACUCUUGCAAGUUCAGACAGUUUUGCUUCUACUCAGCCCACUCAUUCAUGGAAAGUAGGAGACAAGUGUAUGGCAAUCUGGAGUGAAGAUGGACAGUGUUAUGAAGCCGAGAUUGAGGAGAUAGAUGAAGAAAACGGCACCGCUGCAAUCACCUUUGCUGGCUAUGGCAAUGCUGAAGUGACUCCACUGUUGAACCUCAAGCCUGUAGAAGAAGGAAGGAAGGCAAAGGAGGACAGUGGCAACAAGCCCAUGUCAAAAAAAGAAAUGAUUGCCCAGCAGCGUGAAUAUAAAAAGAAGAAAGCUUUGAAAAAAGCACAGAGAAUAAAAGAACUUGAGCAGGAAAGAGAGGACCAGAAGGUGAAAUGGCAACAGUUCAACAAUAGAGCCUAUUCUAAAAACAAAAAAGGCCAGGUAAAAAGGAGUAUUUUUGCUUCACCUGAGAGUGUAACCGGCAAAGUUGGAGUAGGAACUUGUGGAAUUGCUGAUAAACCUAUGACACAAUAUCAAGAUACCUCUAAAUACAAUGUCAGGCAUUUGAUGCCUCAAUAAUCAGAAAAACUGUUGGAUUUCAUCUCUGCAGGGCUUUACAUUUACCUUUUUAUCCUUAUAUUUUUCUAAAGGUAAAUUAUUUGUUAGAUGAGUAAGGAAGAUACCAUUGUCGUCUUUAUUUGACUUCAAUAGAGUGAAACUUGAAGAAAUUGCAUUUGAUAACUGCUAUUCAUUUACCUUUUUGUUACUACUACCACAGUUUCCUCAAAGUUUGUUGAAUAAAGCAACUUUUCUAGAUAGAUGCUGCAUAAAUACAGCACUUAGAUGAAUUGUUGAUCUUCCUAAUGUCAGGCCCUUACUUAAUGGAUGGUGUAUACAUUUUGUAAAGUCCUAACUUGGAAUACUCAGAUGCUUUGAACUUGCCACAUAUUGUAGCAAUUCACUGGAACAUCAAGGCAAAAUACCAACCUGCUAAGGAGCUUUUUUGUCUUCAACGUAAACCUGGCCGGCUGUUGCCUAAUUAAGCCUAGACAUAUGUUAAUUUGUAAAUGGCAAACCUUGUUUUGAGGUUUUUCCUUCAAUGACUUGUUUGCUAAGUCUAUUAGGCUAUCUCUGAAAUUGAUUCAGCUCUUACAUUCUUCCCGCUGAGUUUUAAUUUUAUCUAAGAAACCAUGUUUAGGACCUGCUACCUUUUGUAAGGUGGUGUUUUUGUUUUUUUUUUAAUGUUUGCUUUUUUCUGUAUUGAUUUUUCCCUUACCGUAGUGGUACCAUUUUUUGGAUGUGUAAUGUUUAUAUAAGAAAACAAAAAGCUUGAUGUAUAGCCCUGUAUACAGUGUAGAUACUAUUUUUGUAAAAAAAAAACAGAAAACAAAAAAACCAAGGCUAAAUUAAUGAACAAGAGUACUGAAUGUUUCAUCAUUAAAAAUUUACUGUAUUUCUUGUGCAUUAAUCUCACCAUAAUUUCCCUGUAUAUUAUGUUCAUGUAGCUGAGUUUAUAAUUUUUGUUAACUAGAUCAAGUUGUCAGCAUUUGUUGGUAUAAGUGAACAUCACAGUUAUACUGAGUUUAAGCCAAAUAUAUGCAUAGUAAAGUGUCUUCCUAUUAAUGGAAGAUGGUGAUUUUUAGGAUAUGUGUUAACUUCAGUUUUUUGUAUGUUUAACUUUUAUUAAAUAAAGUGUUUUUAAAAUCUCCAGGAUGUGUUAACAGAAGAGUGGUGAAGUCCUAGCUGGCAGCAUUGAUCUAGUGGUUAAGCUUCAAUGUACUUGCAUUCAUCAUUUCCACAGAAAAGAGAAUAUUGAUCUGUGAUAAAGGUUUCAGUAAAUCUUAUGUACUUCCAUUAUACAUAAAAAAUUGGAUCCUAAAGGACAAACUAUUUUUAUUUUAAGGGCUUGUGUUGUGUAUAGAGGUGUUUGUAAAUUUUUGGUAAAAGGGGAAAAUAAAAAUUUUAAUUUAAUGAAUUUUAA
Molecule: messenger RNA, 2340 nt
Organism: Suricata suricatta (meerkat)
Lineage: Eukaryota; Metazoa; Chordata; Mammalia; Carnivora; Herpestidae
Gene: SMNDC1
Product: survival motor neuron domain containing 1
Exons: 6
Coding region: 222-938 (238 amino acids)
Biological process (GO): regulation of alternative mRNA splicing, via spliceosome; mRNA processing
Cellular component (GO): precatalytic spliceosome; nucleus; cytoplasm
Molecular function (GO): RNA binding
Source: RefSeq, a predicted model, not a curated record